Messenger RNA from Closterium sp. Yama58-4, 641 nucleotides. The record is from the annotation of a GenBank genome assembly. NCBI's taxonomy places the organism in Eukaryota, Viridiplantae, Streptophyta, Zygnematophyceae, Desmidiales, Closteriaceae.
CAUCCCGAGUCUUCGGUCACGCCCGCUGCCCAAAGUUCCCCGUGUCUCGUGUGGCACAAGCAACGGGUUGUUGGAGUGAGAUUAACAGGGUGGAGAAACAGGGGUGGACCAGCAUCAGCAGCAACGCCACCACCAGCAGCAUUAUUGCCAGCAGCAGCAGUGGAGGGCAGAGGUACAAGGCAGUGAGUCCUCUCGAUUCACGCCAGGUGUGGUUCGUUGUGAGGCGUGGCAACGACGAGCUUUCUAAAGACUUCCAGAAAGAGGUGGCCACGCUUUGGUCCAUCCGCCAUACCAACCUGCAGCGACUGCUGGGGUAUUGCUGGGAGAUACGUGGCACUGCCCUUGACUGUGACGCACCUGCUGCUGGUGCUGGUGCUGGUGCUGGUGCUGGUAACUCUAUUGAUUCUGGUGCUCACAGUGCUACAAGUCCGAAUGAUGAUAGUGCUAGUUCCAAAUUUGCUGCCGUUCAUGCGGUGGAGCAAGCAGAGGAGCAGGUGCUAGUGUUUGAGUGGGUGUCAGGAGGCAAUCUGCACAGCCGCCUCGUUGCAGGUGCGUCUAUACUCUAUACUUGCUCUUGGCACGUUCACUCUUGGCUCUCCUCCCCCACCUUACUCUCUCCAUGCCUAUCCCUCCCUCCAUGA